UCAAUAAAACUCUAUUUGUUGGUAAAUAAGAAACUUAUAAUAUGUGGUCUACCUGUUCAGAAUUUUUUUUUUUUAGGUUGCAUCUGUCCAAAACUAUGGAGCAUUUAUUAGAAUACCAGGAAAUAAGCAACAGGGUCUUGUACAUCGCACACAGUUGUCUAGAGUCCCUGUAGAUGAUGCUACAGAUGUUUUAUCGAAAGGUGAUAAAAUAUGGGCUAAAAUUAUUGGAACAGAUGACGGAAAGAUUUCUCUUUCUAUGAAACUUGUAGAUCAAGGUAGUGGAAGAGAUUUAGAUCCCAAUGGAGUACAAAUGUUUCAAGAUGAACAAAGAAGAAAGAUUCAACCCAAUUCCAAGGGCAAAAGAACAAUUCAAUUAGAUGCAGUUUAUAACACAAAGUGUGUGAGAUGUGGAACUGGUGGACAUUUAGCUAARGAUUGUUUUAAAGGUACAUCUGGAAAAAUAUAUGAUCUUUUGCCAGAAGAUGAUGAGACUGAGGUACUACAUAAAGCACCUAUCAAAUCAGAAAAGUCUGAAGAAAUGAACAUUUUAUCAACCAAUGAAAAAAACAAGAAAAAGAAAAAAAAGAAAAAAUCUAGUGAAUCAAAGAAAAAAAAGAAAAGAAAAAGACAUUUAUCAACUUCUUCCUCAAAUAGUUCCGGUUCUGAUGAAAUUUCAAAAAGAAAAUCAAAGAAACACAAAAAAAAGAAAAAAAAUGAAUGAAAAACUUUUUAUACUACAGAUUUCAA
This is a messenger RNA of Diuraphis noxia (Russian wheat aphid), 747 nucleotides long. Its product is annotated as zinc finger CCHC domain-containing protein 17-like. Gene Ontology annotation, biological process: RNA stabilization. Gene Ontology annotation, molecular function: zinc ion binding; RNA binding. Lineage: Eukaryota; Metazoa; Arthropoda; Insecta; Hemiptera; Aphididae. The record is from RefSeq and is a predicted model, not a curated record.